AUGGCUUCCUCCAGCCCCGCUCUCUACGUCCUCAGGAUGCUGUGGAGACGGGCCCCAUCCUCCAACUUCAAGUCCUUCUCCACUGCUGCCCUCGCCCGAGAUACGCCCGAUACGACCAUUUCAGCCUCCUCUAUCGCGACGCCUCGGCACAUGUCCUCCGCGUCUUUCCUCGAAGACGAGUCUCAGGAGUACUCGGCUGCCUCCCUGCAUCUUUCGCCCAAUAUCAACCCGCCAGAGCCUAUCCCUUGGCCAACGCUACUGCCUCGUCACGGCGUCCAGUCUGCGAAAAAACCCAAGAUCUGUGACCCACUAUUCCGCCUAGUCGGGCUGGAGCAGUACGACGAGGCUUUGGCCAUUCUGCAAGAGCUCCAGAGCCACCAUCAGAUGAUACAACAUCGGCAUAUCUACUUGUUUCCAGCUCUGGAUGCUCUUCGAGCUGGUGAUACUGCCAGGUUCAUGCUUUGGCUGGGUCUCUACCCCAAUAAGCCGGCGACAGCAGACUUGCGGCCGCUGAGAGAGAUAUGGAGACCCAUAACUCUUCUGAUGCUUGGUCUCAAGGACGACCGCGCUCUGAUAGAGCGCUACCUCUUGCAUACUGCCAAGCUGGGUCUCACCCCCGUCACACUGCCCCCUCUCCUCGUCCACCUCGCCUUCACCCUCCCUGCUUCCGAAUCCCUCGACCUCGUCUCCCGCGUCACCUCAGCUUACCUUCAAUACACCACCUCUUCCACCUCUACCUCCUCUCGCGCCUUCUUCCAGAAGAGCACCGCUCUCAUGCACCUCAACAAGAUAUGGGGGCACUAUCUCCGAGUCUUGAUGCUGGCAGGGUGGGAGGAAGAAGCGUGGCAAUUGUACGAGUUCACGCCUGCAGAUGUGCGGUGGGACCAUAGGACAGUACGUGUCAUGGAGCAGCAAUGGGUAUCCAAAAAGGUGGACGUGGCGCCAGACUUGCCCAGGCAGAUCCGGCAGAUGCUCGUCAGAGACUAUAUCCCAACGCCAAACGACCUCGCUCAAGCCCUUGCUGGCUUGACCUCCCCUUCCAUCACGCAGACGCAUCCCAACCUCCUUGCGAGGUUCCAUUCGCGUUUCCUAUCAGCGCCUUCCGGCCGAAAACGAGCUUGGGUGUUUGCAGAAAUCAUCAACCUCCAACAAGAAGGGCUGCAUGACCAAGCUAUCGAGCAUUUCGCAAAGCACUACUACUGGGUGGGGCUACCGCCCCAUCCCCUUGCGCCGAAAGAACCUGACGCAACGCCGCGAUUCUACCCCACCCUCCCUCUCCUCACAACACUCUUCCGAUCCUUCUUCCGCACCCUUCCCCAACCGCAUGUCGAAAGCGUCCCCCUAUCCAUAUCAUCAUACCUCGACUCCAUACCUGCCCUCCCCCCUUCCCUCCGCCCCAAUUUGGUCACCUACGUGACCCUCAUAAGGGAGUGCGUAUACCUAGCAGGACCGGAUGCGGGCAUGGCAGUGUACGAACGCAUCAUCACCCCUAACGACAAAGGGGAGGUACUGCACGAAGCGCACGAAGAGCUCUACAGGCCUAUCCUCUUAUCGCUCGCGCAUCGUCGUCAGAUCGAAAGGCUGCGUAUACAUCUCGACCACUUUGGCUCGCUGGGGUCGUCGGCGAAGCCGACGGGGCAGACGUAUAGGGCGUUGGUGGCUGUGUUGAGCAAGACGGGUCAGCACCAGAAGGUGGCUGAGGAGAUGGUGUAUAGGGGGUUGGGAGAGGUUGGAGAUGAUUGUUUUGAGGGGUUGAUCAUGGAGGAGGACUGA
Messenger RNA from Cryptococcus amylolentus CBS 6039, 1773 nucleotides. RefSeq lists its product as hypothetical. Bases 1 to 1773 code for a protein of 590 amino acids. The record is from RefSeq and is a predicted model, not a curated record. NCBI's taxonomy places the organism in Eukaryota, Fungi, Basidiomycota, Tremellomycetes, Tremellales, Cryptococcaceae. The transcript has a single exon.